This is a messenger RNA of Bubalus bubalis (water buffalo), 826 nucleotides long. RefSeq lists its product as uncharacterized. Gene Ontology annotation, cellular component: nucleus. Gene Ontology annotation, molecular function: tRNA binding. Bases 1 to 702 code for a protein of 233 amino acids. Gene Ontology annotation, biological process: selenocysteine incorporation. The record is from RefSeq and is a predicted model, not a curated record. Lineage: Eukaryota; Metazoa; Chordata; Mammalia; Artiodactyla; Bovidae. The transcript has 4 exons.
AUGUAUAAGUUGGUGUUGAUAGUCGGUAUUCAACUGAUGCUACAGGAACAGUUUCCUGCUCGCGAGGUCAGCGCACACUGUCUCUAUUAUGGCCAGAAGAGAGAUUUUAGAAUUGCAAAAGGUUCCUUUGGAAACCAUAAUCUGAAAAGCUAUUUCUGCUUUGCAGAAUUAUGUAGAGGUAACCAUGGGAAGAGAGCUUCCCAGAUGGCUCACUGGCCAACUGAGUGUCUCCAUCUCGUGUCCUCUCUGCACACUGAAGCUUGGAGAGCACACCCUCUGCCCCAAAGAGGACAUCUGUGUCUGGCACCAUCUUCUUCCCCGCUGCCUUCCUUGGCUCACCGAAAGGAGCCUCACCCCUUCGGCAGCCGGUACGAGCAACAGCAGGGUGGUUACCCUCCUGGUUACAGCUCUGGCCGCGGGACGGGUGGAAAUGGACCCAACCUUUAUUCUGCAUGUGAGACCUCCGGACACCCCUCUGAGACUUCGCUUCCACCCAAGGAAACCACAUCUGUAGCUGAAAACCAAGAUGAAGAUUCACUAGAAGAUCCAAAUCUCCACUUGAAUAUUGAGGAACUCAACAAAGAAUUUAUGGUGAAAAGUGAAGAGCUCUACCAAUCUCUCAUGAAUUGCCACUGGCAGCCUCUCGAUACAGUGCACUCAGAAAUCCCAGACAAGACCCUCCAAGAGCAAGAUGCUCAUUAAGCUACCCAACUACCAUAUUUAUUGUGUCUUGUUUUGUUUUUGUUUAAAAAGUUCUCCCAGGAAGGCACUGGAUUGUGUGUAUAAAUACAGAUUCUUGAGAGAAUGUAGUGUAAAUAAACGUUAC